Podospora anserina S mat+ is the source of this 1713-nucleotide messenger RNA. RefSeq lists its product as uncharacterized. The transcript has a single exon. NCBI's taxonomy places the organism in Eukaryota, Fungi, Ascomycota, Sordariomycetes, Sordariales, Podosporaceae. Gene Ontology annotation, molecular function: mRNA binding. The record is from RefSeq and is a predicted model, not a curated record. The coding region runs from base 1 to 1713 and encodes 570 amino acids.
AUGCCUGGGGAUCAGAAUUCGGUCGGUGCAUCCUCCAACGGACCGGCUCCCACUCCUCAAUCAUUUGCUUCUUUGACAAGCAACGGCAACGGUGUCAAGUCCUAUCUCGCAACAACAGCCGCUUCUGCAAAUUAUGCAAUGGCCGCCUCGAGCUUUCUCCCUGCGCAGCAUCGGACUCCGGCGAUAGGCAGCGGCUUGGGUACCUACCCGCCUGCCCUGCCAAAGGCCGACUCUUUUGACGCCAACGGCAAUGGCCACGCGACCACCCCCCUCGGCACUCCGUUCUCUACCACCCCGCCCACCCUCUCCGCCGCCGUCAUCCGGAACCUCCCCAACGACACGGACGAGAAGUUGUUGCGCGCCAUGCUCGUGUUCUCCAAGGACCUCGCCAGCAUCGAGUUCCUUCCCGACGACAAGGGCUUUCGCGCUGCUCACUUGAAGUUCAAGAGCCCCGCCGGCGCGCUCGAGGUCAAGAACAAUCUUGACGGCAAGUCCAAUCACUCCAACGACGCCGACAUCAUUGUCGAGAUCAUUGGCCCGACGAGCCCCUCGUCCAUGGGCAAGCGAUACCCGAGCGACGCGACCCUCCCGGUUGGCACACCCGCAACGGUCUCUGGCGGCCCCCCGACUGCGCCGUCGUCGCGCCAGCAGUCGCGAUUCAAUAGUCACUUCCACACUAUUGAGAAGACAGCGGUGGGAAAUGGCGCAUACGCUGGUGACUUUCGAACGGCAGACGGCCGUUUUGACGUCUUUGGUCCUCAGUCGCCCAUCGGAACGCACCCGAACGAGCGCAACGGCAUGCUGGGCAAGUCGAUGAUUGACGCCACGAAUGACGAUGAGGACACGGCGCAACUUCUCGGGAAAACCCACCUGUUUGCCGAGAGCGGCCUGCAACGCCGACAGACUGCUCCGCACAUCCCUAUCACGUCGCGCAUGGCAAAUAUGUCUCUGAACAUCAACACGCAGUCUGUCCAACCGAUCGGUCAGUAUGGUAAUCACCAGGGCUUCGCCACCAUGUCGCCAAGCAUGAUGACCUCGGUCGGCGGAUUUCCCUUACCCCAACAAUACAGGACACACAUGCCGCCCGCUAACCCAGCCGAUCAAAACCCGCCCUGCAAUACCCUCUAUGUUGGCAAUCUCCCGGUCGAUACGUCCGAAGAGGAGCUCAAACAGCUGUUCUCGAAACAGCGGGGUUACAAACGGCUUUGUUUCCGCACCAAGCAGAACGGACCCAUGUGCUUUGUAGAGUUUGAGAACAUCACCUUUGCCACAAAGGCGCUCAAUGAGCUGUACGGUUUCCAGCUCCACAACAGUGUCAAGGGAGGAAUCCGUCUGAGCUUCUCCAAGAACCCGCUUGGUGUUCGCACAGGUCAAGUGCCCGGCCAAAGCGGUCAAGGAGCACUGAAUGGGCCGAACGGGGGACACGUCGGAGCCAACGGCUUCACCACAGCCAGCGGGCCGCCCCCAGGUCUCCCGGCACAGCCUCCUCCAGGUUUGGGCCUGAACAGAGCCGGGUUCUCGAGCUCGCCCGGGCUUUCCAACCCGUACUCGUCUCCGACCUACUCGAGUCCCUCCACAGAUGUUUAUGAUCAGUGGAACAACAACCUCAUGUACGGCAACGGCAACAGCGCACACAUGGUGGGCGCCAACGGCAACAACGGGUACAUGAUGGGCUCGAGCGCGACCUAUCCCAGCCACAUGAUGGGUAGAUGA